Molecule: messenger RNA, 1410 nt
Organism: Arachis stenosperma
Lineage: Eukaryota; Viridiplantae; Streptophyta; Magnoliopsida; Fabales; Fabaceae
Exons: 3
Coding region: 1-1410 (469 amino acids)
Source: RefSeq, a predicted model, not a curated record
AUGGCCUUGCAACUAGCAGAUAGAUCAUUCAAAUUUUCCCAUGGGAUAGUAGAAGAUUUAUUGGUGAAGGUGGGAGACUUCAUCUUUCCAGCAGAUUUCGUGGUAUUAGACAUGGAGGAAGGAGCUAAGACUUCCAUCAUCCUGGGAAGGCCAUUUUUAGCCACUACCAGAGCCAUUAUUGAUGUCCAAAAGGGUGAACUUAUCCUUAGAUUACACAAGGAGAAAAUGACAUUCAAUGUGUUUAAGGCCAUGAGUUACCCACACAACUCAUUGGGAGAAUGUAUGAGGUUGGACUCCAUAGAAGCUUUGGUACAAGAAACUAUUGAAGAAGAACUUGAAGCAUCAACAGAAGAAGAAUUAGCAGCAAACGAAGAAGCUGCAGCCGCUGAAAUACAUGUUCAAGAGGGAAUAGUUCUUGGCCAUAAAGUUUCUAAUCAAGGCAUUGAGGUAGAUAGAGCUAAGGUGGAGCUAAUUGAAAAGUUACCUCCACCAAGUGAUGUCAAGGCAAUUAGGAGCUUUUUGGGACAUGCUGGCUUCUACAGAAGGUUUAUUAAAGAUUUUUCAAAGAUAGCCAAGCCCUUAAGCAAUCUCCUGAUGUCUGAUACACCAUUUAUUUUUGAUGAGAAAUGCAUGCUAGCAUUUGAAAACUUGAAAAAGAGGCUAUCCCCAGCUCCUAUCAUCACCCCACCUGAUUGGAAUUUACCAUUCGAACUGAUGUGUGAUGCAUCUGAUUUCGCAGUUGGGGCAGUGUUAGGGCAGAGAAAAGGAAAUUUGGUGCAUGUCAUAUACUAUGCCAGCAAGGUCCUUAAUGAUACUCAAAGGAAUUAUACCACAACCGAAAAGGAGUUGCUGGCAAUAGUUUUUGCAUUUGACAAAUUUAGAUUAUAUCUUAUUGGCUCUAAAGAGUUCAACAUUGAAAUUAGAGACAAAAAAGGUGUGGAGAACAAAGUGGCAGACCAUCUAUCCAGAAUCCCUUGUGAGAAGGAUGAUGCCCAUGAUACAAUUGUAAAUGAAUUCUUCCUAGAUGAGCAGCUAAUGAUGAUUCAUAAAGCACCUUGGUUUGCGGAUAUUGCCAAUUUUAAAGCAGCCGGUGACUUACCCCCUGGAAUCAACAAAUAUCAAAGAAGGAAACUCAUCAAUGAUACCAAGUAUUUCAUUUGGGAUGAAUUCUAUCUCUUUAAGAAAUGCUCGGAUAGAAUCCUUAGGAGGUGUAUCUCAGAAGAAGAAGGACGAAGGGUCCUGUGGAGUUGCCAUAGUGCUAGUUAUGGAGGUCACUUUGGAGGAAAAAGAACUGCCGCAAAGGUGCUGCAAUGUGGGUUCUUCUGGCCCACUAUCUUCAAAGAUGCUAAGGAAUUGGUGAGAAGCUGCAACGAAUGCCAAAGGGCUGGCAACCUGCUGAUGAGCGGAUAA